Molecule: messenger RNA, 3768 nt
Organism: Daucus carota subsp. sativus
Lineage: Eukaryota; Viridiplantae; Streptophyta; Magnoliopsida; Apiales; Apiaceae
Product: serine/threonine-protein phosphatase BSL3
Exons: 21
Coding region: 202-3138 (978 amino acids)
Biological process (GO): brassinosteroid mediated signaling pathway
Molecular function (GO): protein binding; phosphoprotein phosphatase activity
Source: RefSeq, a predicted model, not a curated record
CUAGAGUCACACACACCUGGAGACAGUAGUGUUUGGCUCCCCCUCUUUUUCCCCUCCUUUACGACUUCACUCAAAACCUAACUUAUUUCUCACUAUACACACACCUAUACACACAGAUAUUUAUUCAAAUUCAACUCAAUUUCAAACCUAGGGUUUCUAAUUCAUGCAAUUUCCCCCAAUUUCAACUCACUAAUUGCACCAAUGGACGUCGAUUCCGACCAGCCUUCUCCGAUCCAGGCCGCCGAUACGAAGCCGAGCUCGGAUCAAUCUCAACUCGAGCCCGACGCGAACUCGUCGGGAUCUGCGGCGCCGGCGCCGGUCGCCGGGCCGAGACAUGCGCCGACUUAUUCGGUCGUGAAUGCGAUUCUCGAGAAGAAAGAUGACGGACCGGGGCCGAGGUGUGGACACACGCUGACGGCGGUGCCGGCGGUGGGGGAGGAGGGAAGUGCGACGUAUAUUGGACCGAGAUUGAUUUUGUUUGGAGGUGCGACGGCGCUGGAGGGGAAUUCGGGCGGUGGUAGUGGGACUGGAACUCCUACUUCUGCUGGAAGUGCUGGAAUUAGAUUAGCAGGGGCUACAUCUGAUGUUCAUUGUUAUGAUGUUCUGACAAAUAAAUGGUCUAGAAUCACUCCAUUUGGAGAGCCACCAACGCCAAGGGCAGCUCAUGUGGCAACAGCUGUUGGUACUAUGGUAGUGAUCCAGGGUGGAAUCGGUCCAGCUGGGUUGUCUGCUGAGGAUCUUCAUGUUCUUGACCUGACACAGCCAAGACCACGAUGGCAUAGAGUGGUGGUUCAAGGCCCGGGGCCUGGGCCUCGUUAUGGGCAUGUGAUGGCUCUGGUCGGGCAAAGAUAUCUAAUGGCAAUUGGCGGAAAUGAUGCAAAACGACCUCUUGCUGAUGUAUGGGCGCUGGAUACAGCUGCCAAACCAUAUGAGUGGCGGAAACUAGAACCCGAAGGAGAAGGUCCACCUCCAUGCAUGUAUGCUACUGCAAGUGCACGCUCUGAUGGGCUGCUUCUGCUUUGUGGAGGGAGGGAUGCAAACAGUGUUCCACUGGCUAGUGCAUAUGGCCUUGCCAAGCAUAGAGAUGGUCGCUGGGAAUGGGCUAUUGCUCCUGGUGUUUCACCGUCUCCUAGAUAUCAACAUGCGGCUGUUUUUGUUAAUGCCCGUCUCCAUGUUUCCGGAGGGGCGCUUGGUGGUGGGCGCAUGGUAGAGGACUCUUCAAGUGUUGCAGUUCUGGAUACUGCAGCAGGAGUAUGGUGUGACACUAAGUCUGUUGUUACUAGUCCAAGGACAGGUAGAUACAGUGCUGAUGCUGCCGGUGGAGAUGCCGCAGUUGAAUUGACAAGGCGCUGUAGGCAUGCAGCUGCGGCUGUGGGUGAUUUGAUAUAUAUCUAUGGUGGUCUACGUGGAGGUGUAUUGCUUGAUGACCUACUAGUUGCUGAAGAUCUAGCCGCAGCUGAAACUACAAAUGCAGCCUCACAUGCAGCAGCAGCAGCUGCAUCAAAUGUACAGGCUGGAAGGUUGGGAGGAAGGUAUGGGUUUGUCGAUGAAAGAACACAACCAAAUUCUGAAGAAGCUUCUGAUGGUGCUGUGGUGCUUGGAAAUCCUGUUGCCCCUCCUGCUAAUGGGGAUAUGUAUAAUGAUAUUAGCGCUGAAAAUGCCGUGCUCCAAAGGAGACUGAGCAAGGGGGUUGAUUACUUGGUCGAGGCAUCGGCGGCAGAAGCAGAGGCUAUUAGUGCAACCUUAGCUGCUGCUAAAGCGCGGCAGGUCAAUGGGGAAGUUGAACUGCCAGACAGGGAUAGGGGAUCAGAGGCCACUCCUAGUGGAAAGCAGAUAUCUACCCUUAUCAAACCUGAGUCUGCAAUAAAUAAUUCUACUCCAGCUGGUGUUAGGCUGCAUCACAGAGCUGUAGUUGUAGCUGCAGAGACUGGUGGAGCUUUAGGUGGCAUGGUAAGACAGCUCUCAAUUGAUCAAUUUGAAAAUGAAGGCAGACGCGUAAGUUAUGGGACACCAGAAAAUGCAACAGCAGCAAGGAAACUUUUGGACCGGCAGAUGUCUAUAAACAGUGUACCUAAAAAGGUAAUUGCUCAUCUUUUAAAACCUCGUGGUUGGAAACCUCCUGUUCGCCGGCAAUUCUUUCUGGACUGCAAUGAAAUAGCUGAUCUAUGUGAUAGUGCCGAAAGAAUUUUUUCAAGUGAACCUAGUGUACUGCAACUUAAGGCUCCUAUCAAAAUAUUUGGUGAUCUGCAUGGGCAGUUUGGAGACCUUAUGCGGCUUUUUGAUGAAUAUGGGUCACCAUCUACUGCUGGAGAUAUAGCGUACAUCGAUUAUCUCUUCUUAGGAGAUUAUGUUGAUCGAGGCCAGCAUAGCUUGGAAACUAUUUCCCUUCUGCUUGCUUUAAAGGUCGAGUAUCCUCUAAAUGUACAUUUAAUUCGAGGAAAUCAUGAAGCUGCAGAUAUUAAUGCCCUUUUUGGCUUUCGAAUAGAAUGUAUUGAGCGCAUGGGCGAGAGAGAUGGGAUUUGGGCAUGGCAUAGGAUAAACCGAUUGUUCAACUGGCUUCCGUUGGCAGCUCUUAUUGAAAAGAAAAUAUUGUGUAUGCAUGGUGGCAUAGGAAGGUCGAUAAAUCAUGUCGAACAGGUUGAAAACCUUCAGCGUCCAAUCACGAUGGAAGCAGGUUCCAUUGUUCUCAUGGAUCUUCUAUGGUCAGAUCCCACUGAAAAUGAUAGCGUGGAAGGUUUAAGACCAAAUGCGAGAGGUCCUGGGCUGGUUACUUUUGGGCCGGAUCGUGUGAUGGAAUUUUGCAACAACAAUGAUCUUCAAUUGAUUGUGCGAGCUCAUGAAUGUGUUAUGGAUGGCUUUGAGCGUUUUGCUCAGGGACAUUUAAUUACCCUUUUUUCAGCCACCAAUUACUGUGGUACUGCAAAUAAUGCUGGUGCCAUUUUAGUCCUUGGUAGAGAUCUGGUGGUUGUACCUAAACUCAUUCAUCCAUUGCCGCCAGCACUUACAUCACCAGAAUCAUCACCUGAACGUCACAUAGAGGAUACUUGGAUGCAGGAACUCAAUGCUAACAGACCGCCAACACCUACAAGGGGUCGUCCUCAAGUUGCCAAUGAUAGAGGUUCGCUUGCUUGGAUUUAGAGGCCUGGUUUCCAGGUUGCUCCCUUAUACCAUCCUGUAUAAUGUUGCCAUCUCAGAAUAUCUGGUUUUCUGUAUAUAGCAUGAGGCCAUAUGGAGGGGUUUGCCGCAAAUUUUUCAAGCUUGUAAUCGGCUCCUGUUAGAGGUGUGAAGGUUUUCAGCAAAGGGUUCUGUCCAUUCUCGCAUCUAACAGACCUUCAAACCAUUGAAGACAUUAGUCAAGAACCCAUGAUGCUGUUCGCGGAUAGGGUUUUACAAGUCGACCUUUGUACAUUUGAGCUCGAGUCAGGUAGAAGUUGAAGUCUUGCUUGUUACUUUUUUUUUUUUUUUGGGGUGGGGGGGGGGGAGGAUUUAAGUCUGGGUAUUUUCUGUAGUCCUAUAUAUUGUGGUUUCCAUUGUUUUAGAUAGUGCUUCUCUUAUGAUUUUUUUCCUGAGAUAGGACAUGAGGGGUCCCCGUAUAAUUGGUGAGUUGUGAUAUUGAAAUCAGUCUUCUUGGGAGCUGUGUCAUAUAGGCGUCUUGGUGUCUGAGCAUGUAAUUUGUAAUUUAUAUUGUACAAUUAGUUUGAAGAUAAGAAUUUUACAUGUAUGAGCAUAUGAUAUGAAAGGUAUGGUGCCCUCUUUCUUUUCUUUGUA